This is a messenger RNA of Megalobrama amblycephala (Wuchang bream), 5884 nucleotides long. It is a transcript of the gene fbxl7, whose product is annotated as F-box and leucine-rich repeat protein 7. Gene Ontology annotation, cellular component: SCF ubiquitin ligase complex. Bases 440 to 1909 code for a protein of 489 amino acids. Gene Ontology annotation, molecular function: protein binding. The record is from RefSeq and is a predicted model, not a curated record. Gene Ontology annotation, biological process: SCF-dependent proteasomal ubiquitin-dependent protein catabolic process. The transcript has 4 exons. NCBI's taxonomy places the organism in Eukaryota, Metazoa, Chordata, Actinopteri, Cypriniformes, Xenocyprididae.
AGUUACUGUACAGGAAAGAGGGAGGAUAUUAGGUCAAAGUGAGUCGCGCUGAAGUGUACUCAUGGUUACAGAUUCUGCAAGAGCGUAUGCGUGCUCCUGACGCAACAAGUAUCUGGUUUCCAGUCUCUCCUUUGGAUGACUACGCGCUGUCUGGAGACGAAGAGCUUUUAACAUGAAGAAAAUGCAGAGCCAACAUUGUAUCUGAAGUAAUACAGUUUUUAAACUGUCGUGUGUGGAACUGCGCUUAGUUUUAACCGAUUGCAUAAUAGUUGCUCUGACUUUUACCGUUAUUUCUACUCUUCUAGUUGCAUUACAGGAUCGAACUGUAUUUGAACGCGGUCUUUUACGGAUUUUCAUGACAUCUUUUCUUUAGCCGUAAGUGUUUUACGCAUAUGGAUACUUUUCUGGAGCGCAGAGGGUAGAUUAUGCAUUCCACAGGAUGGGUGCGAACAAUGGGAAACAGAGCGGGAGUGAAGGGAAAGGCAGUUCCAGUAUUUCCUCCGACCUGAGUUCAAGUACGGAUCAGACAUCAACCAAAGCUCCAAAGAAUGCAGCUACCAGUGAAGAUUCGGACCUUAGCAUGCGAACAGUCAGUACGCCAAGUCCAGCUCUGAUUUUGCCACCUCGUUCAUCUUCAGCCGUACUUAAUGGCUCAUCUACAUCCUCUUCCACGUUCGGCACGGAAACCAUCGCCAUGGUCCACACGCCGCCCACUUCCCUCACCCAUCCUCAAAGAGGCCUGCGGCAACCGAGAGACCAGCAGGGGGCGCCCAUUGACAUCCUCCCUGACCAUGCUUUCCUACAGAUCUUCACCCACCUGCCCACCAACCAGCUGUGCCGGUGCGCCCGCGUGUGCCGUCGCUGGUACAACUUGGCGUGGGAUCCCCGCUUGUGGAGAACUAUUCGUCUAACGGGAGAUGUGCUACACGUGGACCGUGCGCUUAGGGUUCUCACUCGCAGACUGUGCCAGGACACCCCCAAUGUGUGUCUGACCCUGGAGACGGUGGUGGUCAGUGGCUGUCGGAGACUGACUGAUCGAGGACUGUACACGGUGGCACAGUGCUGCCCAGAGCUCCGGCGCUUAGAGGUGGCCGGCUGUUAUAACGUGUCCAACGAGGCUGUGUUUGAGGUGGUGUCACGCUGCCCCAACUUGGAACACCUGGAUGUUUCAGGGUGCUCUAAGGUAACCUGCAUCAGCCUGACUCGGGACGUAUCCGUGAAACUCUCCCCUCUUCAUGGACAGCAGAUCUCUAUCCGCUAUCUUGACAUGACUGACUGUUUUGCUUUGGAAGACGAAGGCCUGCACACCAUUGCAGCUCACUGCACUCAGCUCACCCAUCUCUACCUGCGGCGCUGCGUGCGUCUGACUGACGAGGGCCUGCGAUUUUUGGUCAUCUAUUGCCCAUCUGUGCGGGAGCUUAGCGUCAGCGAUUGCCGCUUCAUCAGUGACUUUGGCCUGCGGGAGAUUGCUAAACUAGAGGGCCGCCUGCGGUACCUCAGCAUAGCGCACUGCGGCCGCAUCACAGACGUGGGCGUGCGCUACGUGGCUAAAUACUGCAUUAGACUGCGUUACCUGAACGCUCGUGGCUGCGAGGGACUGACAGACCAUGGCAUUGAGCACCUUGCCAAGAACUGCCUCAAGCUCAAGUCCCUGGACAUUGGGAAGUGCCCGUUGGUGUCGGACGCAGGCCUGGAGCAGCUUGCACUAAACUCGUUCAACCUGAAGAGACUGAGUCUGAAGUCAUGCGAGAGCAUCACGGGCCGUGGGCUGCAGGUGGUUGCGGCAAACUGCUUCGACCUUCAGCUGCUGAAUGUACAGGACUGUGACGUGUCACUGGAGGCGCUGCGCUUUGUCAAGCGUCACUGUAAACGCUGCGUCAUUGAACAUACCAAUCCAGCCUUUUUCUGAGAGCUGCACACAUGAGAUUGUGUGGAUGGAUUUGAGAAGAUAAUCUCUUUUGACCCGGGCCGGUGACGUCUCUGCUAUACAACAUAGUGGAGAUUUGCACUGCUCCACCUCUGUAUUUAAUUUGCAUGGUUGGGAGAAAUCUUAACUUUUUAAUUCAUCUAUUUAUAUUUUUAUUCACUUAUAUAUUUUUUUUGAUUACUCAUCUUUUCUAUGUCAGAUUGUAUUACAUGUAACAUGUACAUUUCAAGCAAUGAAUUUUCAUGAAUGCAAUUUGUUGAUGCAUAGAGGAUUACAUGAUGUGACUUUAACCAGAAAUGAAACUAUUUUGCAGAACUACAGUGGCCCAUAAUUCAAUUUCUUCAGUGUUUACAUUUGAUAUCUCUUUUAUGAAUGUUUUGCUUUGUUUCAUCAUGUUAGCCUUGUAACAGCUUGGUUUCUAUCUUGGUUUCAUUGCCAAGGAAUUUUACCAAACAGUGCCAUAUUUGUUGUGACGUUCACCUUUGUAAUGGUCAAUAAGGCUUGUUUCGGGUGUUUAACAGAUGGAUGACCACGGUGGAAUAAAGAGGUCUAAGCCAUAUCAAACAAAAUCAUGUCUGCUUUUAUCCCUGAAUGAAGAUGCAUGGGUUAAAAUGCAGAUGAUCUCAAAAUCAAGUGUCUUUGUCAGUUUGUGUUCAAAAGAGAGUAAGCAUCGAGCAACGUAGAUGUUUUUAUGCAGUUUAUUGUGGAAUACAGUAUCUUAGCACAACGCUUUCUUUUAAAAAAAGACGCAUCUAUUUAGGAUCUAUCCAAACACUCUACUAAUUCUAAUAUGAUGCUUCAAACAUGCUUGGCUCAGAAGUUUUCAGUCUAUAAAGUCUGGUUUCAUUUGUAGACAGUCCGGAUUCAUUGCUAAGACUUAGUUUCAUUUGGGAUAUCCAAUUUAUACUUUAAAGAAUCAAAUGUGUAACUGAGUCCACUUAAGAAGAGUUGUGUAGAACCAAAUUGCAGUUUUAUUAGAGUAAACGAGAACAAAUACAACAUAAACGGACUAAAACAAUGACCUGAACAAACUUGAAACUUGAAAACAUGAAAACUCAUCAAACAGUUGUUACACAAACAGAGCUAGACAAAAGACAAUGGUAGCAUGAGGGCUAUAUAUACACAAGGACUAAUCACAUAACAAGGAAUACCUAGAAGCAAUCAAACAACAAGCCAAUCUAUGGGUGGCUCCAGAAUCCCUAACAGAACUUACACCCAAAACCCAAAAUAACAUAAGUCCAGGUGAGCGGAGGCCUUCCAGGGGGAGGGUUGGAGGGUCAGGCCUGUGAUGUGGAGGGCCUGGACCGUGGCGCAGUGGUAAAACCUAUGGGGCCUCGGGUGGCCAUGUAGUGAUGUAGUUCUCCAGGGUGGAGCUAGAGAAGGAGAUGACAACCUCAGUAGAGCAGUAGUCCUCUAUGGUGGGUCAGGAGGCCAUGGCGGAUCAGGAACAUGGACAGCAUUCAUGACAAUGACAUGGCUGGUAUGGACGGACUCUUUAGAUGUGACAUGGCUGGCAUGGAUGACCUCAUUGGAUGUGACAGAGCAUGUGGCCGUGACUUGGGGCAAACACGGUUUAUGGAUGGCCUCGUGGCCGAACUGUAGCAGUCUCCGCAGCCGCCUCUGGAAGAGCUGUAGUGGUCGCCACCAAUGGAAGCACUGCAGAUAAUGGGAUGACUUCCAGAACCACCAGACUUGGACUUAGGACUACUGGACUUGACCUGCUUACCACUCUCAUUAACCCCAGUUGUGGAUCGAUAACACUGGCAGUUAGUCUCAUCCACCUAUUUGCUGGAGCUUGGUUACUAUAGCCCCCCUCCAAAGAAACUCCAGGGGAGACUUGAACGGUCAUGAAGUUAGGGGACUCUGGCAUGGUGGCCAUGACAUGAUGAGACCUGCUGUGAUGGCCAUGACGUGAUGAGGCUCUGCCGUGGCGGCCAUGACGUGAUGAGGCUCUGCCGUGGCAGCCAUGACGUGAUGAAGCUCUGCCGUGGCGGCCAUGAUGUGAUGAAGCUCUGCCUUGGCGGCCAUGACGUGAUGAGGCUCUGCCGUGGUGGCCAUGACGUGAUGAGGCUCUGCCGUGGCAGUCAUGACAUGACAAAAUCAAAGCAAAUCAAAUCAAAAUCAAAGCAAAAAAAAUUUAAAAAAGAAAUUUGGUUGGUAGCUUUGUGAUUUUAGUCUUAUUAGAUCUCAGUGCAACGUUUGAUACUAUUGACCACAAUAUACUUGUCGCUUAGAAAAGACGGUGGGAAUCUGGGCAUGGCGCCUGAAUGAUUUGUCUUUUAUUUUUAAAAUGACUGAUAUUUGUUUCACUAUUUUCAAUUUCAACUCCACAAAUGCAUGAAUCGUAUUAUGUCCUUACGAAGUAAACAUAAUAUUGUGGGUAGGACUAACAACUGACAAAUCAUCAUUUUGAGAAGAGCGAAGCGUAUGAUAUGCACCUAUAGUAAUAGGUAAAUAAGCAAUGCAAUAAGCUGACUGCAGUGAGCUGCAAUGGUGUGCAGGCCUUUGUCUUCCAAAGCAAAACAGUCAGUCAUUUCAAGAUAGCGGAUAGAGAUCUGCCCACCUGGGCCCACCUGUAGCAUUGCCACUAGUAUGCAAAGAGUAAUUAUUUACAGUGUUGACACUUCAUAACUUCUGAGUUCACUCUGCCAUUCUGUAAAUCAGCUUCUGGGCCAAAUCCUGAAUUAUGGUGAUCCAUUCUUGCCCAAUUAGUGCUCAGGGUUGAUCACAAUUUGUUGGCUUCUACUUGUCCACCUGCCUUUUGAGGAUUGACCACAGGUUCUUUAUGGGAUUAAAAUUCAAGGAGUUGCUCCAUUAUGAUGGAAAAUGCACAGAUCAUCACCAAAUUGCCCCUGGAUCAUUGGGAGAAGUUUGGUCUUGAAGGAGAGCCCACUCCCUUGGAUGAAAAGCAGCCCCACACAUGGAUGGUCUCAGGAUGCUUCUGUUGGUACAACACAGGACUCGUGGUAGCAUUCAUCUUUCCUUCUCCGGACAAUCAAUUUUCCAGAUGUCCCAGACAGUCAGUGGGGUGCUUCAGAGAAAAUUAUUUUUUUUACUAAUCUUCUGCUGUCCAAUCUUUGUAGUUUCUGCAGAAUUUCAGUCUGUCCUUUAUGUUUUUCUUGGAGUUUGCUGCCCUUUUUGACACCAGACCAUUUUCCAAAUGUCUUGGCCUCACUGUGCAUGCAAAUGCACUCACACCCACCUACUGCCAAUAUUGAGCAUGCUCUGCACUGGUGAUGACAAGAUUUCAUAGCCAACUCUUUAGGAGGAGAUGGUCCUGGCACUCGCUGGACACUCUGGGACGACCUGAAGCUUUCAUCACUGUAGUUGAACCUCUAUUUGCAGCAAUUUCCUUGCAUGUGAGGCCAUUUUGAUACAAAGCGAUGAUGGCUGCACAACUUUCUUUGGAGGUAACCAUGGUUAACACAAGAACACAAUGACUGGAAGUCUUAUCAGAAUUAUAGAAUUAUAUUUCAUCAAACUAGUACUUGUUCACAUUUCCCCAUGUGUUGAUGAUAUGAUUAGUGAAAUGAUGUUAGCUGUUUUGUUUUGUGCCAGGACCAAAAAAAAUUGAAAUUUGGAUUGUUGUAAUAAAGUUUUUUGUUGUUGUUGUUUUGCUUUUUGCAAUUAUUUAAAAUACAUCUGAUCAUAAUCUAGAAGCAAUGUAAAUCAACACCACAACAAUGGAAACAGGACACUUUACAAACACAGCUGUAAAUUAUGUUUUUUGAAAAUGUAAAAAUGCAGAAUGUUUUCUAUGAAGGUUGUGUUUAGGUGUAGAAUUAGGGAUAGGGGAUAGAAAAUGUCAUUAGCUCAGUGUAAAAACCAUUACCUGAAUAAGCUAUUUUACAUAACAGCUAUUUUGUGAUAGUUAAAUUGCCCUUUGUUCUUUAUCCUUUAUACACCCUUUCCAACAGUGGCUGUAUGAUAUUGGAAUCUUCGGGACUCAUGCACAAC